CGCGCCUCUCCUCACGCCGCCAUCAUGGUGGCCCAAACCCGCGGCCAGAACUCCCCUCACAAGCUCAAAUUCCAGCAGAAGCUCGGCGGGCGCGGCCAGACGACAGAUGCUCUCCAAAAGAAACUCAAGACGCUGCACAGCGAGCUCAGGGAGAUGGACCAGGAGCACGUCGACGUGAACACAUUGUCCGGAGUGCGCAAGGAGCUCAUCGAGGACACCAUUCUCAUGCACAAGGACACUGGAGUCAAGGCAUACGCGGCAUGCUGUAUCGCAGACCUCUUACGACUCUAUGCUCCGGACGCGCCUUAUACCCAGCGCGAGCUCGAGCGCAUCUUCUCGUUCUUCUUCCAACAACUCGCUCUAUACCUCAAAGGCGGCGACUCUCCAUACUACGAAGAGUACUUUGACCUCCUGGAAAGUCUGUCGACUGUCAAGAGUGUUGUACUUGUGUGCGACCUGCCGGACGCGGACAAGCUCAUGAACGAGGCGUUCCGCAAGCUGUUCGCGAUCGUGUGCCACAACCCGCCCAAGAAGAUCGAACUCUUCGUGGCCGACAUCCUCACAGCGCUCAUUGACGAGUGCCAGAGCUUGCCGAAUGGUGUAUUGGAGUGUCUCCUGUCGAAGUUCAUGGUAGAGGACUUGCGUAUGGAGAACCCUGAGUAUCGCCUUGCCGUACAAAUUUGUAGCGCGACCGCCGACAAGCUGCAGCGACAUAUAUGCCAGUACUUCACGGAGGUGGUCGUGGAGCAGUCUCGCGCGGAGCAAUUCGACGAGGUGGCCAAAGCACACAGCCUGGUCAAGCGGCUGAACAGGUCAUGCCCAGCCCUGCUGCACAACGUCGUACCACAGUUGGAGGAAGAGCUCCGGGUGGCAGAAGGUCGGCUACGAACCAUGGCGACAGAAGUCCUAGGUGAGAUGUUCGCAGACAAAGGCGGCGCGGACUUCGUACGGAAGUACCCGACGACAUGGAACGUAUGGCUCAUGCGGAAGAAUGACAAAAUGGCCUCAGUUCGGCUGACGUUCGUCGAAGCGGUCAAGGGCGUGCUGGGCAACCUUCCCGACCAGCAGGAGGCCAUUGAGGACGUAAUGCAGCAGAAGCUCUUUGACCCUGAUGAGAAAGUGCGUGCGGCAGUUUGCAAGCUGUACUCUCAGCUCGACUAUGAGACAGCGCUGCACCAUGUGUCUCCUGCCAUGUUGCGCGCUGUUUCUGGACGUGGCCUUGACAAGAAGCAUGUCGUACGCGUAGAGGCUCUCAACGCAGUUGGCCGGCUGUACAGCCUGGCAUACCCUGAAAUUGAGAACAACGACCCGGCGGCAAUUACUCAGUUCUCAUGGAUACCGGAGGCGAUCUUGCACAUGGCUGGGACCACGAUAGAAGUGAAAUCCAUCGCAGAGCAGAUACUUGCUGACUUCAUAUUUCCACUCCCUUCGCCACCAUCAAGCUCAUCAUCAAAGAAUACUGGUGAAGUCGACGAAGCCGCUUGGACAGAUCGCCUGCUCUACAUCAUGACAUUUCUGGAUGAGCAAGCUACGAAUGCUCUUUUGAGCUUCUCCGGACUGAAAGGCCUGACGCGCCCAUCGACCGAGCGGUUCGUACAAGCCUGUAUCGACUACAACGGAGGCAUCAUAGACGCAGACGAGGAGAAGGUCACCGAGCACCUCAAGCUCUCCACUAGACGAAUCGCAGCCACCUUCCCGGAUCCCCAGAGAGCAAUGGAAGACCUGCACGCGUUUGCGAAGCUUAACGAAAGCCGUCUGUACAAGUUGCUCAAGACAUGCAUGGACACCCAAGUAGACCUCAAGAGCCUCGUCAAAUCCACAACCGAGUUCAUACGCCGAAUGGAGCAGUCAUCAUCGUCUCUAGUGCCGACGAUGACAAUCUUCCUCCGCCGCGCGAGCUUGCGACUGGUGAACCAGUCUUCGGUACCGACGCUCAUCAAGCGUGUGCAGAAGGGCGACUCCGGAGACGGAGUAGGCUCAAGCCAAGCAGACGCGCUGGCGCGCAAUGCGCAGAUAUGGAUGAACCACAUUGCUAAGCAUGGUGCACCAGUGUACAAGUCCCACGUGGGCGAACUGUCGAAAGCCAUCGCGGACGAGAAGAACACGAGGCUCGUGGAGGUGUGCUUGCAGGCUCUGGCUGCAGUGUCUAACCUCGACAAGAAACUUGCCCCCAAUGAUAAGAGGACGUUGGACCGAGUGAUGAAAUCCGUCAUGAGUCCAAAUGUGCGCCAUGCCAAGUUUGCAGCACGUAUACUUGCGCAUUGCAAGGACUCGGAAGAGGCAUGUGGGACACUAGUCGAGUCUAUUGCCGAUGCCCUUCCGCAAGUCGAUUCUGAUCACCUCGCUGCACAUAUGGCUGUGUUGGCUCAAUUGGCUCUGAAGGCGCCGGACGCCUUCGAGCAUAAGAGCGACGUGGUCACAAGCUUCCUGAUCAAGAAAGUUCUCAUGAAACGUCAAGAGGAAAAUGAUGAGAUGGACACGGAGGAAGAGUGGGUGGAAGACUCCGCGAUGACACCACUACUCAGAGCGAAGUUGUACGCGCUGAAACUCUGUCGCAAUCGAUGUCUCGCGCAUGCACGGUCCGAGACUGCUGUCGAGAUCGCGCGGCCAGUCCUAAAGAUGUUCAUCGCGCUACUGCAGAACGCUGGGUCGCUUACGGCGGAUGCACACGAUGAUGUGAAGACAAAGGCACGGCUCCGGUUGCAGGCUGGCAUCUCCAUGCUCCAUCUUGCCACUGUAGAAGCGUUCUCGAAUGAGAUUACUGAGAACUGUAUUCUUGUCGCUAUAACGAUCCAGGAUCCUUGCUAUCAAGUCCGGAUUACGUUCAUGGACAAGCUAGUUGGUUUGUUGACUGCGCGGAAGCUGGGACCGAAUUAUAACGUCAUUCCAUUCUUGGCUGUGCAUGACCCGGAAGCCGAUGUCAUCAAUAGGGCAAAAGCGUACGUGAUGACUGCGUUGCGCAGCAUACCUAAAGUUUUCCGCCUCCAACAAUUUGAAGUCGUUUUCAUCCGCUUGCUGCACCUCGUCGCCCAUCAUCCGGACUUCGCUGUCAAUGCGGAGGCCCUACCAGAUCUUGCUAAAUACGUCGAGUUCUACCUGGAGCAUGUCGCUACCGCAGAGAACAUAUCGUUGCUUUACCACCUCGCUAUGAAAGCGAAGACGGUGCGGGACGCUGUCUCCCACAAGUAUAGCGAGAAUCUCUACGCUAUCAGUGAGCUGGCACAGCACCUCAUCAAGGCUCGUGCGAAGCAGCACUCGUGGAGUCUCGAGAGUUAUCCGGGCAAGGUUCGGUUGCCAGGCGACAUCCUCCGGCCACUACCCAACGCGGAGGCGGCCAGCGAGAUCAUCAAGACAGUGUAUCUUCCUGAGGAAACACUGGGUUGGCUCAAGGAGCACCACAAGGCUCACCCGAAGGCUGUCCAAGAGCCGAAGCCUGAGAAGCCUCGCGUGGAACGUAAGACAACUGGCAAGCGGAAAGCCCCUACCACCAAAACAAACGGGACAGCCAAACGAACGCGAACCAGUGCAAAGCGCCGGAAGGCGGAUGAUUCUGAUGAAGAUGAGCCUUCGUCGUCACCAUCAGAUGAGGACGACGAGGAUGAGGAAGAGGUUGGGCGUGCGACAGCACCCUCCGACUCAGAUAGUGAAGCAAAUGGCCACGAAGCUGAAGAGAAAGAAGAGAAACUUGGGCGAGGGGCGAGGACACGAGCUAAGGCCAAGAUCAAGCAGCAGGCCAAGAAGCCUACAAAACGGAAGGCGAGGGGCCAUUCCUCCGAAUGAUUUGCCUUGCUCCUUUGGAUGUCUCACGACUUGUUACGAGGGCUCCUUCCCUGUCUAUGGAUGCCGUAAUGAUCUGUCUGCUUCAUUUGCUGUAGCGUUGCUGUCUCUCGCUGUCUAUGCGCUAUAUAUCGUACCCCUAUCUUACUGAAAGCAAUCGGCGUGUUUUGUAUCUCAGGUUUUCCCCUUGGUGUUUGCCCAUAAUUCAGGACUGAAUGUGUUGUUGCCUUACGUUAAGCAACGGCGGAUCGCUCGCUGACGCGAGCGUAGAAGCUUGGAAAUUGGAACAGCGAGGCAAAAGUUGAGAGACGAUCAUAAUGCGCAAGGAGGUAUGUCUCCUGCACCGUCGUGUCGGACACUGCCCUUUCACAAA
Molecule: messenger RNA, 4150 nt
Organism: Rhodofomes roseus
Lineage: Eukaryota; Fungi; Basidiomycota; Agaricomycetes; Polyporales; Fomitopsidaceae
Product: armadillo-type protein
Exons: 22
Coding region: 25-3780 (1251 amino acids)
Biological process (GO): mitotic sister chromatid cohesion
Source: RefSeq, a predicted model, not a curated record